Messenger RNA from Diaporthe amygdali, 1539 nucleotides. RefSeq lists its product as uncharacterized. NCBI's taxonomy places the organism in Eukaryota, Fungi, Ascomycota, Sordariomycetes, Diaporthales, Diaporthaceae. The transcript is spliced from 3 exons. The record is from RefSeq and is a predicted model, not a curated record. Bases 1 to 1539 code for a protein of 512 amino acids.
AUGGCGGACACACAGUCUGAAACGCGAUCGCAGUCCAAGUCCAAGUCCAAACGCGCUUUUCACGCCAAAGUCCGUACUGGCUGUCUCACAUGCGUCGUGUACGAUGUGACGAGCGCAAGCCCUACUCUGCAGCAAAGGCUUCUACCAGCGCCCGUGCCUAUAUGGACUGAGGCCGAUAGUCUUCGGGCCGCCUAUCACAAUGCCUUCCAACGGUACGAUCCGAUUGGCCUCUCUAACUCCGAGGCAUUCGCGCAGAUAAUUCCGAGGGAAAGCUUCAGCGAUGACAUCUUUCAUCAUAUAUGUAUGAGCUUGGGGGCACUUUCUCUCUCGUCAGUGGCUCGGUCUUUGACAACUUGUGACGACGAGUCUCUGAUUUCUUUGACGACAUCGUCUCCACUGGAUGCACAUCACGCAAAGGCUGUCCGGUUCUACACCAUCGCCUUGUCGCGCCUUCGCGAGCGUUUAGGCUCCGAGGCCAUGUCUUUUUCACCCCGGAUCUUGCUCCUGAGCAUGGGUGCUAUGGCGUGCUUCGAGAUAAUGCAGGGCAACCUGGUAGCUAGCUGCCACAUACAAUUAGGUUGCUUCUCAGUCCUCAGUGACGCUGUUAUCUCCAAAGCAGAGAGUGGAGAUUCUGAUAGGUUCGGUCUCGCUGCUCUGUAUGAAAAUGAUCUAUCAAUCGAAGAAAUCGAAGCGGUCCAUCUUCGCCUUGCAGCCAUGUGUGUCUUAUGGGCGCCGUGGCUCUUUGAACGAAGGGACCGAAAGACAAUACCGAUACCGCGUCCAUCGCUGGGGAAACCUCCCCAUUUGGACACUUCCGUGGAGGGGUUUCAGGCAUCCUGGAACGCCUUCGCUCAAAGGUUCGAGUCUUGGAGAAUUGCUUGCUACUGGGAUGUCUGCCUUAAUGGGAUAUCCGCAAAGUUGCAAGAUUUUCUAUACGAUCAGCGAAUUCUGGUAGACUGUCUUCAGUCAUGGGAAAAAAUCAUCGGGUCUAGGGCUAGACUCAGUCGCUGCUUAUCCUUAGACCACAACCAUGUCCAGGCACUGAAACUGCUCCUUAUUUACGUUAAAUCGAUGCAGCUGUUUCUAGCCUCGGAAGACAGUGACACCCAAAGACUCGAGAGCUUGCACGCAACAGACUUGGCGGACCUCGCACGGCUACCCCUGAGACCGAGAUCCCGGUUUAUCGGGGGCUUCUUCUUCGGAUCCUGGAAUGACUUCGUGAUAGACUCGCGAUUGCUCCCUACAAUCAAAUUUAUGGUCCUCAAAAGGCAGAACCAUUUUACAACAAUCAAUUACAAAUUAGCGAAAUUACAACUAGACCUCGGGGAAUCGAUUUGGCUUAAACUGAAAGAGUACUAUGAGGGAAGUAGAACUCAUAACGAUCCAGGUUUUCUUCCAGUACGGUCAAGAAUCUCAUGGACUUUUCUGUGGUGGAAACAUUAUCGUGAGGUCUUCAAGGCGACCAUCGACGGUAUGGGCAAUGAGAAUCUUUCGUACUCGUGCGUUACACAUACCGAUGACAGGGACGGACGAAACUGA